CCGCCCGGCAGUCCCCCUCCAGGAAAUGCCUCCAAUGAGAUUCAACCGAUUCCAGGAUUCUCCACGCCCGACGCCGUCGCCAUGGCCGAAAAGGCGGCGCUCCUAGCGUUCGCGAAGGCGUUCGACAACCAUCCGGUGUUCUUCAAGUGGGGGUCGUGGGCGAACAUAUCGCUCGGCAUGAAGUACGAGAUGUCCAAGCCGUGCGUGCAGUUCUGGCAGUGGAUCACGUGCGACAUCGAAGGCCGAGUCAACGCCAUCGACAUACAGAACUCGUUUAUGGUGGGGAAGGACCAGUCGUACGCGCGCGGGGAGACUCCCGGCGCGCUGAACGGGCAGAUUCCGUGGGCGAAGAUGACGGCGCUCGAGAACCUCGUGCUGAUUAAUCUGCAGGGCAACGACGUGUACGGGCCCGUGCUGCCGCCCAUCAUCUCCAAGUUCUCCAAGCUCAAGGAAAUCAUGUUCCAGGACAACCGGUUCGUGGGCCCCAUGCCCAACGAGAUCUCCGCGCUCAAGUCGCUCGAGAAAAUGGACGUGAGCCUGAAUCAGAUCACGGGGACCAUUCCACGUGGCAUCGCGACGCUGAGCAAUCUGACGUGGCUCGCCAUAUCGCAGAACAAGAUGGCCGACGUGCUGCCGCCCGAACUCGGCCAGUUGACUCAAAUCAAGAAGCUGGACGUUGGCGGGAACUCGUUCCAAGGCGCGCUGCCGGAGAGCUGGGGCAAGCUCGAGAAGCUGGAGCUGCUCAAUCUGCAGAAGUUGAAUCUCAACGGCUCCUUUCCGGACUCGUGGGCGGGCAUGACGUCACUGCAGCACUUCGUGGCGCCCGCGGCGCGCAUCCAGAGCCGCUUCCCGUCGUUCCUGCUCAAGCUCAAGAGCAUCAAGGACAUCAUUCUCUACAACAACGAGUUGUGGGGCCCACUGCCGCCCGCUAGCCAACUCUUCGCGCCCACGACGCUCACCAUGCUCGACGUGAGUUCCAACUUCCUCAACGGCACGGUGCCUCCGGUGCCCGCCGGCCGCAAGCUCAACUUCAAGUUCUUUACCAACUGUCUCGACACGGCCAACGACCCCACCGUGCAGGACCAGACGCCGCAGACCCCCGCUGAUUGCACCAAGUUCUACAACACCCUCAAAUACGCCUCGGAGCUGUCCAGCGCCAGCUACAAUGGCACGGAGACGGUGCAGACCACGGAGUACGUGCCGGCGUCCAAGACGCCCAUGAUCAUCGGCAUCUGUGUGUCGCUGGCGGUGGCGGUGGCGGCGGUGGGCGGCGCGGUGUGGUUCCUCUACUACACCAAGCGCGGCCAGAGCAUCUCCAAGAUGUUCACCAAGGGCCUCCGCCAGGCUACUCGCGAGUUCUCGCUGAAGCAGAUGAAGGCCGCCACCAACAACUGGCAGACGGUCAUCGGCAAGGGAGGCUACGGCACCGUCUACAAGGCCACCCUCAAGGACGGGCAGCUGGUGGCUGUGAAGCGGCUGGACCAGGUGUCGAAGCAGGGCGAUGUGGAGUUCAUCCGCGAGGUGGAGCUGCUGUCUCGCGUGCACCACCGCCACCUCGUGAACCUGGUGGGGUUCUGCGCGGAGAAGGGCGAGCGUGCGCUCAUCUACGAGUACAUGGCCAUGGGGUCGCUUUACGAGCACCUGCAUGGGGAGAGUGCCAAGGAGUACCCGCUCUCGUGGGACAGCCGCACCAAGAUCGCCAUUCACGUUGCGCUCGGCAUCGAGUACCUGCAUUACGGCGCCGACCCUCCUCUCAUCCAUCGUGAUAUCAAGUCGGCCAACAUCCUGCUGUCGGACGACGGCUACUCCAAGGUGGCUGACUUCGGCCUGUGCAAGGAAGCGCCCAUCGGCGCCGGCACGGACGGCAGCGAGCAGCUUGUGCCCACUGCUACAGCAGUGCGCGGGUCGUUCGGGUACCUGGACCCCGAGUAUGUCAACACGUCCAUCCUGUCGGAGAAGUCGGACGUGUACAGCUACGGCGUGGUGCUGCUCGAGCUCAUCUCCGGCCACAAGUCCAUCCAUGAGUGGCAGCCACUCGCCUACUGGGCGGAGGAGUACCUGGCGGACCGGGAGAAGACCCCUCUCAUGGUGGACCCGAAGCUGGAGGGCAACUUCGACCUGGACGAGCUGUACGCGCUCUGCGACAUCGCGCGCACGUGCGUGCAGGACCAGGCGGUCAACCGCCCCACCAUCCGCGACGUGGCCAAGGCGCUCGUAGAGAACCUGGGCCACGCGACCUCCAGCUACGCGGGCAGCCACCGCGACUCGGCCUCCAUCAUGUCAUCCUCUCAGUCGGACGCCACCUCGCUCCCGUCCUCCACGUACCCGUCGUCGUCCAAUGAGAGCAGCGAGUUCAGCUACCAGAAUUACAGUGAGACGCUGCACUGGGCGCCUGGGGACGAGAACGCGCAGUCAAGCAAGUCGGGGUCGGUUGCGCUGUCCAAGGGCGCCAAGGGGGAUCACCUGCCUGUGCCCGUGCCCAGGCGCCCGGAUAACCCAGAGGAUCAAGCAUGAGGGGAGGUGGAGGUUGGAAGAGAUGGGGAGGAGGUUUAGGUUGAGGGUGUUGUUGGAAAUAUCUCAAGGACUUAAGCGUUUCUGAAGUGUAACACUGUACUCGAGGAAGAUUACAGGGGAGCACGCGAGUCAACGGAGGUUACACGAGGGGGCGGACAAAGAAUGCGAAAGGACUCGAAAGGUCGCAACUGGAGGUUGCGACUGACCGUUACAACAUCACGGAUGGUAACCGAAGCGGCAAUCGAGUCGCUGUGCGACUCGAUAAACCGUUCCUGUAACUGUAUUCUACAACUGCUUUCUUAUCUUCUAUAUAUUGCUGUAUGCUUGUUUCUUUAAUCAAUCACUUGUUCUCACAUACUAGUACAA
This is a messenger RNA of Closterium sp. NIES-67, 2880 nucleotides long. The record is from the annotation of a GenBank genome assembly. Lineage: Eukaryota; Viridiplantae; Streptophyta; Zygnematophyceae; Desmidiales; Closteriaceae.